AUGACAUCCAUCGCGGCCGAGUCUGUUUCGACCAUUUUGGUGUCGUGCAAGCAGACACGCUUCCACAUCGAGAGCCCAAACUACCCCCUUCUGCGGGCCAUCGCCGACAAGCUCAUCCCGGGCAUCCCGGAGCAGACCAGAGUGUCUAUCUUACAGCAGACGAACAUCAGCGAUGUCAAUACGGAUGACCUCCCUUCUGGAGAAGUCCCGGGCAGCAGGGACGGCCUUACCGUCCUGGAGGAUGUGGUUGAUAAGGCCACGGCCAAAAGCGACCUGGAGCAGGAGAUCAACACACUCUCCGCUGGUGUCAACGAUACGGACGCUUACGGUGCGCUUCGGUCGCUGCGGAAACUCCGCCAUGCGCGCAUGCUGAAGCGGCUUUUUGUCCUCGACAAGGACGCAAGGCUGAGGAGCGGCGCACGUGGAAUGCAAGCACGCAAGGCACUGGUCGAGUACGAGAAAGCGGUUGCUGAGUCUGCUGCUCUAAACGAGCAGUCCACGGACGACAUCUCACCCGAGACACUCCAGGUCGAGACUCAGGAGGCCGUGGAUAUGCUCGCUGAUCUCCAGCUGCAGGUCGAGCCGUCUCUCAUGGCCGACAUUGAGUCGCGCGCCAAAAAGAUCCUGACCGGUCUCGGCUUCACUGACGCCUACAUGGCCAAGAAAGCGGACAGCCUCUCGGGCGGCUGGCGCAUGCGCAGCGCCCUCGCGACAGCGCUCCUCCAGGAGACGGACAUUCUCAUCCUUGACGAACCAACCAACUUCCUCGACCUGCUGGGCAUCAUCUGGCUGCAGCGCUUCCUGCAGAGUCUUGAAGACCUGCCGGCCCCACCGACCCUCAUCCUCGUGUCUCACGACCGCGACUUCACCAGUUCCGUCUGCACCGACCUGCUCAUCGUCAAGGACAAGGACCUCACCUACUUCCACGGCGACCUACCGACCUACGAGGCCGCCCGGGCCGAGAAGAAGCUGUACCUCACCAAGAUGAAAGAGGCGCAAGAAAAGCAAAAAGCGCACAUGCAGGACGACCUACGCUUCCCGGGCACGCUGGUGUCCCUCGAAAAAGUCUCCUUCCGCUACGCACUCCCCAAGAAGGGCGGGGGCGGGGGCGGGGGCGCAAGCACCAACCCGCCCGCCACCCUCCAAGACGCGACCCUCACCGUCAGCGAAGGCGACCGCAUCGGCAUCCUGGGCCUCAACGGUGCGGGCAAGUCCACGCUGAUCCGGCUCCUCGUCGGCGCGAACCUGGCCGGCGCCCCGCCGCCGGGGUCGUCCCACACCGGCACCGUCACCACCCACCCGCGCCUCAAGCUGUCGUACUACUCGCAGCACGCCGUCGAGGAGCUGCAGGCGCUGGGGCGGGAGGAGGCCGGGCUGACGGCGCUCGCGCUGCUGACGCGCGAGGUGGAGGGCCUGUUGGAUGAGGGCCAGCUGCGGGCGUUGCUGGGGUCGUUGGGCUUGCAGGGCCGCGUCGCGUCCGAUGUGCCGCUGCGGAAGUUGUCCGGUGGGCAGUUGGUGCGGUGUGAGUUGGCGAGGUUGUUGUGGCGCGGACCGGGGUUGUUGGUACUGGAUGAGGUGACGACGCAUUUGGAUUAUGAGACGGUGGCUGCGUUGAGGGAGGCGUUGAGGGGGUGGGCGGGGGCGGUGAUUUUGGUUUCUCAUGACAGGUGA
Chaetomium globosum CBS 148.51 is the source of this 1671-nucleotide messenger RNA. RefSeq lists its product as uncharacterized. Gene Ontology annotation, molecular function: ATP hydrolysis activity; ATP binding. The transcript is spliced from 5 exons. NCBI's taxonomy places the organism in Eukaryota, Fungi, Ascomycota, Sordariomycetes, Sordariales, Chaetomiaceae. The coding region runs from base 1 to 1671 and encodes 556 amino acids. The record is from RefSeq and is a predicted model, not a curated record.